Molecule: messenger RNA, 340 nt
Organism: Aspergillus sclerotioniger CBS 115572
Lineage: Eukaryota; Fungi; Ascomycota; Eurotiomycetes; Eurotiales; Aspergillaceae
Exons: 3
Coding region: 62-292 (76 amino acids)
Source: RefSeq, a predicted model, not a curated record
GGAUGUUCUUACCUAUAAUAUAGACUGCUGGGCUAUAUUAUACAAGAGCAAGCCUGCGGUAAUGAAGAAGGUCGACAAAAGCACGGUCAAAAAGCACUGGCAGGUGAAGAACGGCAACGCAGCUAAUAAACAGCCUUUCAAACACCAAGCCAAGUAUGGGAUAAAAGCCAGUCCACUUACUAGUGCCUGGGCAAACCAUGAAGGAUGGACUUCAGCAGAAGAAUUUCCUUUCGCUUUAACCGCUAGCGGGGGAGUUGGUACAAUCCUUGUGGGGGUCACGCGCAACUUGUAAGAAGAGUAGAAGUUUUUAUUAUGAAAUUUCUACCAGAAGAACGGAAUU